This is a messenger RNA of Brassicogethes aeneus, 1416 nucleotides long. Lineage: Eukaryota; Metazoa; Arthropoda; Insecta; Coleoptera; Nitidulidae. The record is from the annotation of a GenBank genome assembly.
CUUCUGUGAGGAUUUCUUUAUGCCAUGUUUCUGUAGGGUUGCUGGAAGUUUUUAUUAGAAGCGUAUUUUGCACUUAAGAAACACCCCGUAUAUAAUAUAUAACGACAUUCUUAAAGAAAUACUGUUUUAAAUAACAGUUUUUGUUUAAGAUUGACGUUUAUCAGUAGGCAACCCACGUUACAUGUAAAACGGCAGAAAGCGCCACCUAAACACAGAAAGUGCAAUUUAUCAGAUUAUAAGGUUAAAUUUAUAACCUAAAAAUGUAAUAUCUUUAUUUAUUUAAUAAUAAUGUUAAUAACAAUAAUAAUUUAAAGUUUAAACAUUAUGUUUUCAAUCAGACGAAUAUUGAUCCGAACAAACGUUCUUAAUGUGCAAGUGAAACAUUUAAGGGAAACAAAAAAAGACCCAGGGAUAAAAAGAGUAAGAAAAGUACUGACACAACCUGGAGAAAACGAAGAAAUCGAUGAUUUCGACGAAUUCGAAACCGAUUUUAUGGAAUUGCACAAAACACACAGACAACACUCAGAAGAAAUAGAAAAUAGACGGGAACUAUUGAAAUACCACAUCGUCAAGCAAAAAUAUUUCAAAGAGAAGCAUCCGAACUUUCUAACUUGGCACGAUAAAGAACAAAUCAAGUACCUUUAUAAUUCCAAUCCCGAGGAAUGGACUGUGGAUAAAUUGUCAGAGGGUUUUCCAGCAUUGCCCGAAGUUAUAGCAAAAAUAGUAAAAACUAAAUGGAUGAAGAAAAAUCAAAAUAAAAUCACCAAUCACGACAAGGUUGUGCAAGAAAACUGGAGGUUGUUUAAAAAAGGUAAACUGGGAGAAUUACCUGAUGAUUUAAGGGACCACUUGAGAAAAUUUACCAACAGAGCUUUGAAUUUAAAACCUUUUGAAGCUCAGCAAAACAAAAUUUUGAUAGAAAGUCAAAAGAAAAUCGGUGGGGAAUUUUCAGAGAUCAUAACUUCCUAUGAAAAAUUAAAAAACAAAGAUGCAAAUACAAAUAAAAAUGUGCUUUUGGAAGAGGUGGAAAGCAGUAAACCCAAAGGUGAUAAGCAACUGGCAACACUGCACAAUCUACAAAAAAGGAUUGAAGGUGAAAUCGAAGCAAAUAAAGAUGUUGCCAAAGAAGACUUAAUUUUAGUGCAAGGUUUAAAACCUAAAGAAUCAGUAGGUAUAGAAACGAUAAAGCUGAAACAAUCUGAUAUAAGUAUAGCGCAAAAUAAAUAUACAUCUGUAAGUACAGUAACCAAAACUGUAAGGGACUACAGUCAUCUAAUAUAUCCCGAAAAAAUUGUAAUAACGAAAGAACUGAAAAAAAAGAAUGGCCUAUAUAAACUAAAUGAUUGUUUUUAUGAUGAAUAUGGUGAUUUUUUGUAUAGAGUUCCAGGAAUGGACUAAUAAAGGUUGAAAAUAGUU